UCAUUGUGAUGAGGUCCAUUUUUUAUGUUGCAGUUUUGUGUAUUUUUUCUCGUUAUUAUAACUUAAUUUUAAAAACAAAAUUCUGACUUAAUCAUAAGUUUUGUAAACAAUAAUGCUAUCUCUUCUCCAGAAUAUAUACAUUUUUUACAAAAAUAUUCCUGUACAAACACGGCUUCUAUUAAAUAGGCCAUUAGAUUAAAGUUUCCUUAAAAUAACCGGUCAACAGCUCAUGGGUGAACAAAUAAUUGUCACGAAUUAAAUAGAAGUACGUUUUUAAAAAGCAACUGGCUUCUCAUGUGUGUUUUUCAUUCAAUUAAAAUAAAAGUUAAUUAUUUUUUCCGAUUGUGUUUAAAAUUAUGAUCACUUUGCAAACAGGUUAUACGCUCAAAAUAUUGAAUCAUCAGCCAAGAUAGAAGUGAAUUUAUAUUAAGAAAAUCAAUAUUUACCUAAGCUUAAGACUUAUUUUAAUUAUUUGCGAAAUCAUUUGCGAAUUUCCAUGAACUAUUAUUAUUUUAUAUUAUUCUGAAUGGUGCUUGCAAUAAAGAAGAUGGAUUCAAGAUGUAGUUUUGGACAUACGCCAUUGCUGAUCAGCAAAAGGCGUAAGUCCAAAAAUACAUCACGAAUUAUAUUAUUUUAUAGCUAACCAUUCAAGUAUCAUCAUGAAAAUAACUAUUAAAUAUUCAUAUAAAAAUAUUUAAUUUUUAAAUUUUAUGUGUAAACAUACACAACUGCUUGUUGAAAUACAUUCACAUUCAGCAUGUAUUUUACCCAGGAAAUUAAUUUUUUUUCUCUCAAAAAAUCUUCAAAUUAUUACAAAGUAUCUCAGAUGAAACGUUGCACAGAGUCAAGGAGGAGCUUAGGGCGUCAAUUAACUCGUCGCCUCUACUGGCAAGGUAGUGAGCGAGUGUGCAGUCUUGUUGUGCAGAUGUGUGACUUCAGGUGUUGUCGCUAUACUUUGACUUUUAUACAUUUUCAAAUUUUUGUUGAGACUAUCUGAAAAUGUUUAUUCAAUAGUAAAAUGAAACUUAGUUAAAAUACCUGACGUUAGGCAUAUAUAUGUAUUAAUACUUAAUUUAAAAAAAUAUUAUUUUUUAAAACAACGGAAAUGUCAACAUUGGUAUGUCCUUUCAGAUUUUGCUCAAAAUUCCCAGUAAACUCACAAUAAUGUUCCCUGAAUGUCAGUCACAAGAAAGAAAGACGCCAAAGAGUUUUUUUUUUCAGGGAACUAAGUGAAUCUUUGCACACAUUAUAUCAACACCUAUCUAACCUUUUUUGAAUGUUUCGCUUUGUAAUGGAACAUCAACAUAGUAUUUAGGAGUCAAGAAUGUUGACGUGCAUAAAAUAAAAAAAAGAAAGAAGUUCCUAGGCUUAUGGACAUUGCCUACCGUCACGUCUCAGCAACACUGCAAUGGUUUUCCUUGACGGUUGAACGCUGCAUUGUUCAAAGCAUCCGAAGGUAAACGCAUGCAAAUAGCGAGUCUACGUUGUCGCGCUAACCAAAGACUUGAGAGAACGUGUUGAGCAAACAAAAAAAGGCUCUUUUCGCACUUGAGAGCCGAUAAAACGUGAAUGCACAACUGCAUGAGAACGCAUCGUAAAAUAAUACUUUUUUAUUUUCUUUCUUCCCACUCAUCCGACCGUGAGUUCUCUGGAUUGUUUGUGUUUUAAAAGUCCGUGGUCAACCGUGCAAGGCGAAGAAAUGAUUUUUUUUUCUUCUUUUUUUCCAACCGGUGUGGGGUGCUUUACGAAAUAACCAGCUGACCUCAUUCGCGCGGGCCGGCAAAACCAGACUGGACUAGCAGAAAGAGGGAGAUGGGACUUCUCCCCUCUCGUCAUUUUCCAAGAUAAACUCAGAUAACAUGUUUUUUUUUUAAUUUAUUAAUUUAUUGGUCGCCAGCUGAAGAACAGGAGAAUAUGUCUGCGUCCAUUCUUGAUGAGUGCAGGUGCAUUUUGCGUCGCAAUCGUGUGCUAAUGGAGUGCAGACACGGCUCUCGCAAAGCAAAGAAAGAGUGAGUUAAUAAUAAAAAAAGAAAGGCUCCGACCUUUCGCCACGUCCACGGAGCGGCCGGCCUGAAGGCGGUGGUUGUGACACUCGCUCUCCGGGCAGCUAGCGGGACGGAUCCAGCGACGCCAGACGCCAGGACGCCUGCCGAGUCGCCGGUAGCAGCUGGACUGCGAGUUGGACUGCGAGUUCGCCUUUCCUCAUCCAGGACGCGUGGCCAGUGACGAGGGUGCGUGCAGCCUGGUGCCCGAGAUGGCGGUCAGCUUCGUCCUGCUUCUCGCCGCCACUUGCGUACGAUCCGCGCUCUCGGCGCAACUGCCGAGCUACAUCACACCUUGCUCGAGAAGCGAUCCGAAGCUGAACGAGUGCGCCCUGAAGAAUGGCAACGCCGCUAUUCCGUUUCUCACCAAAGGCGACAGGGCCAAGGGCAUCCCGCCCUUGCAGCCGCUGCACCUGGAGAAGGUGGAGGUGAAGCAGGGGGCUGGCGCCGUCGCGAUGGACAUGACCUUGACCGACGUGGACGUCCACCACCUGGGCGACAUGCGGAUACAGUCCAUCAGCUUCGACUUGGAAAACAAGGCGGUGAAUGUCAGCCUCAAGGCCCCGGUGGUCCAGGUGAUUGGCAACUACUCCAUAGACGGCCGAGUCCUGCUUCUGCCCAUCAAAGGCAAUGGGGGCAUCAAUAUUACUGUCGAGGAUAUGGUGUGCAGAUACUCCACCACAUUCUACACCAGCAAGGGAGGUGACGGCAACGAGUACAUCCACUUCAACAACGGCAUCCUGGACACGGACACCGGACACUCGCACUAUUACCUCGGCAACCUCUUCAACGGGGACAGGACACUAGGCGACAACCUGAACCAGUUCCUGAAAGAGAACUGGCGCGAAGUUAACCAAGAAAUAGGUCCAGUGGUGGAUGAAGUCAUCAAUGGACUCAUACAUCAGUUGAUGGACCUCAUAGUGAAAGACGUGCCCUACGACUCCGUAUUUCCCAAGUGAGGUUAGGAUGACGCCAUCGAAUUAAAAAAAAAGAAAAUUUAACUCUAUGAAUAUUAUUCAUAACAUUUAAUGGGGCCGUCUGGCUGUGAGCACGAGCUCCAAAAGAGAGGGGCCAUUAAGGUCGACACUGGUUCGUUCAUCACAAUCCACUUCGCCUCUAAAUGCCAGGAAUUGAAAUUAUGCCCAGUCUUCAAGUCGGUAACGUGCCUCUAUGAGAGUUUAAGCGUUUAUGCCAUAUUUUAAUACUGGAAGGUUAAAAGCAAAGCCACCCUGCACUUUUCAUACAAUUGAAAAUACUGUGUGUAGAAUGUUUCGUACCUAAAAACGUCUGAGAAAUUAUCCAUUUAGCCAUUUUCACUGUCCAGAAAGUACACAUUGUAGACGAACCCGUAGAUCAAUAUUUGUAUUGGCAAAUACAGUGGCUUAAAAUGUAUUCGUAAAAAGACACUUUUAAUAAAUAUCAAGCGGUUUUUCAAUGGCAAUUUAACAUUUCGACCUCUGUAAGCCUUUCGGCCUAAAACAAAAAAGGUAAAAUAUUAUUUUUGAAAUGGUUUUGUUUAGCAGAAUUAUUGCAAAACAAUUACCCUUAUUUGUCGGUUUUCACUUGAUUAAAGUAACAUCAGUUAGUGAAUGUUAAGUUGGUUCUUAGUGAAUUUAACGUUACCAAACUUAUGAUUAUCACAGAACAUAUGUUAAGGUUGCACAUUUGAUUUAAAAAUAAUAAAUUUGUAGUAUUUCUCAGUUUAAGAUACAACAUUUUUGGAGAACAACACCAAUGUAACGUCUCGCAAAUGUAUAAUUGUUAUAACAUACUAACAAAGUUGAAUAAAUCAUUAUACAGAUGUUGAAGAUGGUUCGUCGAACGGACUCUAUUAAAAACCUGUCCUACAUCCUCGCAAAAAUAUAUCUAACAUCAAAAACACAGUUUUAUCACAGAUAUAAAAUUAAAAAUAUUCAGAUUUAAUAUCACAUCAGUAAAAAAAAACCAAAAUAAGAGUAAGGAAAAAUACAGAAAUAUACCUAAAAAUGGUCCCUUCACAUUUCCUUCUAUACUUUAUCACAGGAAAAUGACUCUUCGUAUGGUUUAUCAGUAGUCGGACAACAUUACGGCGAUAAGAUUGACAUUAUAAACCAUUUUCCAUAUCGGUUUGGUCCAGGUGGAAUCUUUCAGCUUGGCAUUCUAAAACAGCACGAAUUUUAUCCGUAAAAAAAUCAAAAUUAUCUUUUUAAGAAAUUAAGUUUAAAUGACAUGAAAAAUUCCUUGGUAUAUCAGUAGUCCACGCAAAAUUUCGCGACGGUUCUCUGCCUUACGGUUGACAGUAAACUUCUUUCACACACACACGUGUGAAAGAAACCAUUUUUUUUCAACACCAAUAAACAAAUUAAAGAAAUAUUAAUAAUUAAUUGUUUCAUUAUCGUGUGGCCCUUCUUUAUUUUUGAUUGACCGAUUCUUUGAAAAGUCUCUCAGAAUUUAAAAAAAAAUCCAGGUAAUGUUUCGUUCCCAGAUUUUACAUAGUUUAUCAGGAAAUGAAAUUUAAUGUGCAGCAGAGCUGUAAACACAUAUUUUAGUUCAACAGGGGGAGUGUACACCAUAUAUAUCCGUCCAGGAAAUAGUUCAUUCAGAGCAGGCCAUUUUCCCCUUUACUCAAUUUAUUCUGUCUUGACUGUCCCACUUACAUAGAAAGCAGCAGUGCUUUGUGUAUCCGAGCUGCAUGCCGAAGAUAAUUAAAAUUGUUUUGAGAUACUCAAAUGCACGCCAAUUUUAUUUAUCAUAUUGAAUAAGUGUGAGUAGCAGUUUAAAGUUCUUAUAUGACUCAUUCAAGUUAACUGCAUACGUGAGUGGAACAUAAAUUUUUUUUUAUAUUGUAAAUACACCCUGCUUUCAGACUGACUUUGCUAGAUUCUAUUAAAAAGAGCCAUAUUCCACUGAAAUCAUUUCCAAGUACCUUCAUACAGAUUCGAAAUUUAAAUAUCAAUUUUUGGAGAAGUAUUAAAAAACAUCAUGGUGGUCACAAAAAAACUUUCAAUAUCGUAUUGUGAUAAGGAAGGUUCUAACCUUCAAAUGUUGAAGCUAAAAUCUCAACAUAGUUGCUUCAACAAGCGGGUCUCCUUGAGACAAAAAGUGUGGCUAAUUUGAUUAACAGGGGGCUUGAAAUUUUGCGUCGGCAUGCAUAUAAUAUCCUCUAUAUUCUGCGUGUUUGUCUCUGUAUAGAUCCGCGCUCGCUGACGGUUACUCAGGUGACACUGGUACCAGGCAUUCUUCACUGUGACUCACAGACCUCAGAGCAGAUAAUAAUAUGGUUAUGCACAGUGUGGCGUAACGACCGCAUGGAUAAUCUGGCCUGCAUUGUUUACAAACAGAACUGUUUACAUUUAAAAUCAAAUUUGGAUUAUUUGAAUAUAAACAGUAUUUCGGUCAAAUGAAAACAUUUCUCUACAGUAUGUACGCUCUAUAGCGUAUAGAUACUGUUUUGAAAUCAUAAUAGUUGGGUCGCCGCUAAGGAAAAUUAUCCCAGCAAUGAACAUUGAGUUACAUAAUUAACAAAUUUAAGGAACUUCAUUCAUUGGUAAUCUGAAAGUUUUAGGUAACGUGUGUUUGUAGUUUUGCUGCCUCUGUAGUCAGUGGUCCAGAGCAGUAGAACCAAUCGGAGACGAGCUACGAAGAAACUAUUUUAUUCAAAUGAACAAUGUGAAGAGAGAGUGGAAAGAUUUUUAAGUAUGGCUUAAUACAGUUAUCAAGCACUGUGACAUUAUUGUUGCGUUUUAGCUAAUAAAACUAGCAUUCAUCUGAGUUAAGAUGCUUUGGAAGUGCCGAAAUUUGUGCUAGUUAGUUAUAUAAGUAGGGAAGUACUGUUAAGUAUUGAUAAAAGACACAAGUCUACAGGUAUAUAAACGCAUUCAGUCCAAAGUCUUUGCCAAUAAAUACUAUUGAUAUUGACCGUUAGGUGACGCCUAGUGACUUAUUCAAGCACUAGAGAACUGACACUAGGUCUAUAUUAAAACAAACUUAUAUUAUUUUAUUAAUAAAAACAAUAUACUAUUUCUACGUUAACCUUUCGAAAUUGACUGUAAACUGAAAGAUAAUCGUCUUUCCAAGGGGUCCUUAGAAAAUAAUUUUGUUUUUCUAACAACAGAUUUCAUGAAAGCUGGAACUCAUUAAUUAAAGUGUAUGGGAGAAACAGUAAAAGUGUUGUUCAUUCUAAUCUGAAUAGAAAUAAUUUUGCUCAAUAAGAUUUUUGUUUGGUUUUGUGCCCUCGUAUCAGCCAGACAACUAAAAAGUGUAGGCUGACACAGCUAACUUAUACAUACAAUAUUCUGGCAAAACUGUAUAUGCUUAUUGAUAAUAUAAAUAAUUAAACUUAUCUGAGUUGGCUAGUAAGUUUUUUGAACUUGGGUAAUUUAAAAGUAUAUAUGUUGUUAAAUCAAUGAAUUAAUAUAAUAAUGAUUUUUUUAAGCUGUUUAACUUAUCGUUAUAAAAUAUUAAAACUAUUUUUAUAGUGUCUUUUUAUUUACUGUCCAUUAAAAUCCAGUUUUAUUUAAUAAACUAUAUUUUCAAAUUCUCAUUAAGUUGUUAUUUUUUUCUACAGAAUCACCCAAUAGUGUAUAUGUUUACCCAACCUGCCUAGUAGUAAAGAAUGUAUGGUUCAGAUUGAUUCUUAUAUAUUUAUAUAUUUAAACUACUAGUGACGGAUUGGGCACUUAAAGGUCUGUGUGGUUUUCUGGGUAUAGUGUAGGCAUAAAAGUUUUUUUUAAAUUUCGAUGUGAUUCCAUCAAUUUGGUCAGACAGAUAUAACAGUAUCUCGUGUGAACCAAAGGUUCCCACCAAAUCAAGUGAACAGCAAUGGACAUGUGACGUGGUAAUAUUGACCAGCAUGUGAGGAGUAUAAUACACGUCAAACCGUAUCUAUGGAGGAGGAGCCCUUGUUUCUGCUCUGUUCGACAAAACACAAACGUUCUCGAACCUAGAACAACCAGCAAUCACUUCCAAGUCACUUCGUAAUUUGUCGGAGUUCUCAUAGCUGAGAUGCAACGAGAAACAAAUUAAAAUCAUUUCUGCCUGUUCAAGCAUGAGUUAUUGGCAAUGUUGCCAAAUCUCCAUUUCCUGGAGGUGAAUUUCUGAACCAAUAUCUUGUGUUCCACUAGUGAGGCAAGGAAACCAAAAUUUAAAUAAAAAUUUAAAAUGAAGGCUAUG
Messenger RNA from Bacillus rossius redtenbacheri, 7193 nucleotides. RefSeq names its product protein takeout-like. The record is from RefSeq and is a predicted model, not a curated record. The transcript is spliced from 7 exons. The coding region runs from base 2255 to 3001 and encodes 248 amino acids. Lineage: Eukaryota; Metazoa; Arthropoda; Insecta; Phasmatodea; Bacillidae.